Messenger RNA from Grus americana (Whooping crane), 4408 nucleotides. It is a transcript of the gene GALNT15, whose product is annotated as polypeptide N-acetylgalactosaminyltransferase 15. Gene Ontology annotation, cellular component: Golgi apparatus. The coding region runs from base 110 to 2056 and encodes 648 amino acids. NCBI's taxonomy places the organism in Eukaryota, Metazoa, Chordata, Aves, Gruiformes, Gruidae. The transcript has 11 exons. The record is from RefSeq and is a predicted model, not a curated record.
GUUUUCUCUCAGUGUCAGUAGUUGUUUUUCCAGCCUGGGCUUUCUACAUGUUAUUCCUGGACUAUUGAAAACUUGAAGUGCUGCUUCCCCUGCAAUACCAAAUUUAUGGAUGAGGAGACAACUUCAGCCUGCCAGUAUGUUCUUGAGGAAGAAGUGCAGAUAUGGAUCACGUAAACUGCAGUUUCUCUUGUUGUUGCUGAUGCUGGGCUUGUUGCUACUGAUGGUUACAACGCUGAAUCCGCCACCCAGCAACCAGAGCAAGGAAGGGACUUUCCAGCCUGUGGAGUUCAACCCCCGGGAAGGGUAUCAGAUGGACUUUGCGGAGACCCAAGAGAUGCUGGAGACCCAGGAGGAAAGCCAGCAGUAUUACCCUUUGGAUGGGCUAUCACCUUUCAUCUCCCUGCGGGAGGAUGAGUUGAUCGUGGCCGUUGUGUCGCCCACCGGCAAAAGAAACCACAGCAAGGCCAGGAAGGGCUAUCGCAUGGUGAAGCAGCAGGGCAGGCGGCCGGAGGCCAAGGCAGAGGGGGACCCGGAGUCCCAGCCCCUCGCCCUUCCUCUGCAGGCUGGGGAAGGGGCUGCUGCGGGGGAGCGGCCGCUCGGCCUGGAAACCCACGGCUUUAACGAAGCGCUCAGCGAGCGGAUCUCACUGCGCAGGGAGCUGCCUGAGGUACGACACCCGUUGUGCCUACAGCAAGAAUAUGACUCCAUUCUGCCUACUGCUAGUGUCAUCAUCUGUUUCCAUGACGAAGCCUGGUCUACUCUGCUGCGAACCGUGCACAGCAUUAUGGACACAGCCCCAAAGGCUUCCCUCAAGGAUAUCAUCCUAGUCGAUGAUCUCAGCCAGCAAGGGCCCCUGAAGUCAGCUCUGAGUGAAUACAUCUCUAAACUGGAUGGUGUGAAACUCAUCCGGAGCAACAAGAGGCUUGGAGUCAUCCGAGGUCGGAUGCUAGGAGCUGCACGGGCAACUGGGGACGUGCUCAUCUUCAUGGAUUCGCACUGCGAGUGUCAGAAGGGCUGGCUGGAACCCCUCCUAGCCAGGCUGUCCAGCAACCGAAACAGUGUCAUCUCCCCUGUCAUAGAUGUCAUAGACUGGAAGACUUUUCAGUACUAUCACUCUGUGGGCCUGCAUCGAGGUGUUUUUGAUUGGAAACUAGACUUUCAUUGGGAACCAGUGCCAGAGCGUGAAGAGAAGGUACGACAGUCUUCCAUCAGCCCUAUCAGGAGUCCUGUGGUAGCUGGUGCAGUGGUGGCCGUGGAUCGACAUUACUUCCAAAACACUGGAGCUUACGAUUCUGACAUGACCGUGUGGGGAGCAGAAAAUCUGGAGCUAUCUAUAAGGACCUGGCUCUGUGGUGGCUCUGUAGAAAUUAUUCCAUGCUCCCGAGUUGGGCAUGUCUAUCGAAAUCACUUUCCCCGUGCUUUCUCCUAUGAAGAGGCCAUUGUGAGGAACAAAAUCCGAAUAGCAGAGACCUGGCUGGGCUCUUUUAAAGAGAACUUCUACAAGCACGACACAUUGGCUUUCUUAAUUAGCAAGGCAGAGAAGCCAGACUGCAGUGAGCGCCUUCAGCUGCAGAAGAGACUGGGCUGUAGAGAUUUCCAUUGGUUUAUAUCAAAUGUGUACCCUGAGCUCUCCCAACCUGAAGACACACCAAGAUUCUCAGGCAAGCUUUACAAUACUGGUGUUGGCUUCUGUGCGGAUUACAAACCUGGAAGGGCCACUGCAGAAGGCUCUAUCGAACUCUCCCCUUGCAGUGACAGUCUCACCCAGCACUUUGAAUAUAACAGCAUGAAGGAAAUCCGGCUUGGUUCUGCUCCGCUGUUUUGCUUUGAUGUCAGACACGGGAAGGUUAUCCCUCAAAACUGUACAAAGGAGACAGACAACAGCCACCAGCGCUGGGAUGUCCAGGAGAAUGGAAUGAUUGUCCAUGUCCUUUCUGGCAAAUGCAUAGAGGCAACGAAGAGUGAAGAUGAGAAGGACUUGGUUUUGCGUGUAUGUGACAAGAAUGCAAAUCAGGUGUGGCAAUUCGAACGUUCCCAUGUGCUACGUCAGAGAUGACUGACUGGUCUCUGUGGAGGUCAAGUCUCCAAAAUUUAACUUUACUUCUGUUUGGGAUUUAAGAUACAUUUCCUGCAUGGACAAGAAAGAUGUUUGUGUUUGCUGUAGCAUGCAGGUAAAUUAGGAAGAUCUCUCCUUUGAAAGCCUGGCUCAAAUAGCUGCCGCCAGUUCCUGGUUUGUUCAGCUCUAGCUAAAAUUUCUAUUUAUUCUGUGAAGCAGGGAAUAAAGAUACUGUGAGAUUUGCAACUCUGCUGUUGCAGAAGACAUUUAAGUCUGCCCUUUGAAGGAAACAUGGAAAAUUGGCUGCCAGACAGGUUGUCUUUAGCAUAUUCUGUGACUUCUGAAGAUACAGGAAAACAAAUCUUUGUGAAACUUUUGAAACUGUAAGAGGAAGCCAACCGAACCAGGAUAAGAGUUCAGCCUUGUUUUACACUGCACUCAACUCCUGUGAAACAAAAGUAGGUUUUGUAUGCAUAAAAGUAGUAGAUAUUUUCACGUUAAUAGCUAAAAUUUUGUUUUCCAACUGGCCUGAGCCAAAUUUCUACUCUCUAGGAGAUUGCACAGGGCAGAAAUUAGCACUUAAUUAGGCACUAACUGUUCUAAUUGAUUUGGAAUACCAACAGUCCUCAGUGUUUGGCACACCCUUCCUUAAAUCCUUCAUCCACUGUCUAAUUUGGAUGAGAAAAUGAGACUGAAUUAUUAAGAACUUUUUUAUAGUUUUAAUGAAAGUUAAGAACAACUCUUCAGGAAAUUUUUGUGGAAUAUGGAAGAAGAUUGAACUAAAUUAGAGAGAAGAGUAACAACUUCUUAUUUUGAAAUAGAAAGUAUCAGUGGCAUCCGUUUGCUCUUAUAAAGCUAUGGGAUGAGCUCAUUAUUAUUCCAGUGACAAAAUGUUGGCUGAAAAGAGCAAAUGAAGGGAAAUUACAGGUGGGUACCUAGAAGGAAAAUACUGAUGCCUGCUUCCACUUGCUUGCUGCCUACUGCACUGAGUAAGUCUUUCACACUGUCAGUUUUAGCCAAGAUCUUUUGGAUUCUUGCUGUUGCGGGUCUCCAAGGUGAUCCGCAGAAGACGGUAACAUACAAAAUUUUCUAAACAAGCUUCUUCUGCAGAGCCUGCAUGCCAGCUGACCUCCUGUCUUUCACAGAAGUGAGUGAGAGUUCAUGCUAGGUAAGGAGAAUGGUCUCAUACAGUAUGCAUUAGCAAAGCAAACUUCUAUCAGUAUUUUGUUAGGACGCUUUCAAUUUUGGAAUGAAAACAAAUAACAAUGACACUUUUCAAGAGCCUGCUAAGACAGAAGAACAAAGAUUUGGGAGUUUUCCCACAUCAGCACCAUAUCUGAUUUAUACUAUAAAUCACUCAUAGCCACAUGUAUUUAUUAAAGGGGAAGGGCGUCAUUAAUGAAACAUAAUUUGUUAUUCAUAUUUUUUUCAAGAGAUAGAAAAUUGUGGUUUGUUUGUUUUGUUUUGUUUUUUUAAAAUGUAAAGCACAUUGUUAAUGUUCCUUUAGACAAAAGAAGGAAUAACAGAAUAUUCUCCUCAGAGCAUUCCAGUCACCUGCUUUUAGUAAAUCAUAAUUAAUUGGUUUCAAGCAUAUAAAAUUGGAUACAACAGAAGACACAAACAGCAUUCUGUGUUGUGUUGUCCAAAACAUUUCCCAGUGGGGUCUUUGUUUGCUUUGAGUGUUUACAGAUUCCACACCAUUUUCAGGCAUCGCUCCAAUCAGCCUAAUUACCACUUACUCUUUCUUUGAUAACAUCAGAAUCUAAUACCAUUUGCUGCUGUGUCAUUUAAAAUUUCCUGUGACAUUCUUGAAAAUGCUUCAACUUUCAGCUGAGAGGAUGGUACCAACUUCUUCCAGAACACCAAGUGAUCUCUGAUCAUUGCCCAAAUCUAGGGUGAGAAAAGAGAAUUUCUAAAAUUACAUAAAAGCUGAGUGAAAUGCUCUUUUAGUGACUUGUGAUUCCUUUAUUUUAAAUUAUAAGUAUGCCAGAUUUUUUAAUUAUGUAUUAUUUAUUAUAUUUUGGACUCUACACUGGGAAUAUAAUUCCUUCAGCAUUUAGAUUAAUGUUAAAAAUGUGUGUACAAAUAUGAUAAUUAAUCACAAGUGGGAUUUAUCACAAAGAAGAAUGAGAAUAUUUUGGUUUAGAGAGGAAAUGUUUGGAAUUAAGAGAUGUGGACAUCCUCAUCUUAUACUGCUUUUUAAAACAAUGAUAAAAACCUAGAAAAUAAGGUUUGCUGUAGAAAUAUGUAAAAUGGAAAAAUAUGUUAUGUAAUACCCCUUCCAACAAUAAAGUGAAAAUAUAUGGUUUGGUACCAUUUAAAAAAUAAAUGUUAUUAUACUUGUUGCUUUUA